This is a messenger RNA of Synchiropus splendidus (mandarinfish), 2553 nucleotides long. It is a transcript of the gene itpk1a, whose product is annotated as inositol-tetrakisphosphate 1-kinase a. Gene Ontology annotation, cellular component: cytoplasm. Bases 58 to 1242 code for a protein of 394 amino acids. The record is from RefSeq and is a predicted model, not a curated record. The transcript has 11 exons. Gene Ontology annotation, molecular function: inositol-3,4,5,6-tetrakisphosphate 1-kinase activity; inositol-1,3,4-trisphosphate 5-kinase activity; magnesium ion binding. Lineage: Eukaryota; Metazoa; Chordata; Actinopteri; Syngnathiformes; Callionymidae. Gene Ontology annotation, biological process: inositol trisphosphate metabolic process.
AACCGCGCACCAACAAGCGAGCAGGCUCAGCACCACCAUCCCGGGAGCACCGCCGACAUGCAGACCUUCCUGAAGGGCCGGAGAGUCGGUUACUGGCUCAGCGAGAAGAAGAUGAAGAAGCUCAACUUCCAGGCUUUCGCCGACUUGUGCAGGAAACGAGGGAUUGAAGUGGUUCAGCUGGACCUCAGCCAGCCUCUGGAGGACCAGGGCCCCCUGGACGUCAUCAUCCACAAGCUGACCGACCUGAUCCUGGAGGCCGACCAGAACGACUCUCAGGCUGUGCUGCUGGUGCAGAGGGUCCAGGACUACAUUGACGCCCACCCUGAGACCAUCGUUCUGGACCCGCUGCCGGCCAUCAGAACCCUGCUGGACCGCUGCAAGUCCUACCAGCUCAUCCACCGGAUAGAAAGCUGCAUGCAAGACGAGAGGAUCCGCUCACCUCCGUUCAUGGUUCUGAACUCCGAGUGCAACGCAGAGGUUCUGGAGCAGAUCCGGAAGCACGGACUCACGUUCCCCUUCAUUUGCAAAACAAGGGUCGCUCAUGGAACCAACUCGCAUGAGAUGGCCAUCAUCUUCAGCGAGGACGACCUGAAGGACGUGAGGCCUCCGUGCGUGAUCCAGAGCUUCAUCAACCACAACGCCGUCCUCUACAAGGUGUUUGUGGUGGGAGACUCCUACACCGUGGUGGAGCGGCCGUCGCUGAAGAACUUCCCCGCAGGACCUGCAGACAGAAAAGCCAUUUUCUUCAACAGCCACAACGUCUCCAAGCCGGAGUCGUCCUCCGACCUGACCUCACGGGAGCACGUGGAGGGGGUGUCCCUGCCGCCCAGCGACGACGUCAUCCGAGAGCUGUCCAGGUCUCUCCGGCAAGCGCUGGGCGUCUCCUUGUUUGGCAUCGACGUCAUCAUCAACAACCAGAGCGGACGACACGCCGUCAUCGACAUCAACGCAUUCCCAGGUUACGAAGGAGUUCCUGAGUUCUUCAAUGACCUCCUGAGCCACAUCAGCAGCAUUCUCCAGAGCCGCUCCCCCGAAUACCCCCCCGCUGGGGAGCCGCCCAAGGGCCUGUCGGUGAGUGCCACCUCAGCGCCGGGCUGUGGUGGCGGCGGCAGCCCCUGGAUCGUGGAGGGAGACGGGGCGUUGAAAAGUCCUCGCCAGAGACUGAGUUGCACCCCGACCAUGUCGCCCAACUUCCAGCAGCACUGCGUGUCCACGCUAGCUACCAAGGCGUCGUCCCAGUGAUGGCUCCGCCCCCUCCACCUGUACCAUCCCUGCGGUGUUAUGGCUAAUCACAUUUCCUCUCUAGUUGUCGGCGACGGUGACCGGGUCUUUCCUCUCUUCUGCCUUGAUUUUGUAUUUUUGGUCCCGCGAGACUCCGCAGUACUGUAACGUGAAACUUUGGGAACUCUGACCGUCGUCCUCCUCUCCGACGUGACUUUGCUGUAAUGAAACAAAAAAAAAAGAAGGGUCCAGAAGAAGUGAAGAUGAGGCGCGAUAUGUGCAAUGAUCCAGGGGCGCGAGGAAGCUCAGGCGCUCGUUCACGACCAGUGCCAACUCUUUACUUGAUCACAUGACCAACGUUGUUUUACGCUCGAUGUUUGUCGUCCGCGUCACAUUCCGACGUUUCCUCAGAAUUCCAGAGUGCGACCCCUGAACCCCCCUCAGCUGACGAUGAUUUUAACGCACUUAAUCCACACUCUCGUUCCCAGAGCUCACUGUGAUUUCUGUUUGUUGUUUUUACUUCGAUUUUUCUUUUUUGUGAAUAACUUUAUUUUACUGAGAUUUUAUUGGGAGAAAGUGUUUUAUAUGAAUGAAAAGAUGUUUUUUUGGGGAUGAAAUUUGACGGACUUCAGAGGAGCGGAGGAUCGCUGUUAGCAGUGAAGAGAAGGGGCGGGGCUCAUGUAGGAAUGUCGCGAGGAGACACAGCUAGUCGCUUCUCAUGAGUUUGUCACUACAUCCUCGAAGGCUGCACGUAACUCGGUUCAGAUCCAACUGUGGACGACUGAAGGCAACAUCACGUCACACGUUGGACGGUUCUUCCUCUGCCACUCCCCUCCCCUGCUCCUACGCCUCCUGUAAAUAAUCGGCUUUACAUCGUCGGUGUUGUUUUGUAUCACUUGUGUUGACAGAGGGACAAGAAAGGAAAAAUCACUUUGACUUUUUCAAAAAAAUAAAACAACCUGGGCGAAAUAAAGAUGUGAAGCUGAACCGCGUUGUUUUUGAGAUUGUAUCCAGACAGGUGGUAAAGCUCUGUCUCACACAAGAACAAAACAGGACAGAAAUAUAAGUUUGACUCGCCUCAGUCGCCAUUAUUUAAAACUGGAUUACAACUUUCAACUACGAAUUCUUAACGGUCACGUGUUCAUCCAUCUUUUCCCUCUAGAGGUCGCUACAGCGUCGCCGUCUCUCCACACAAUCACGACUCCUUUCAAAGUCACCAAGUACUUUAAUUUCUUUUCUACAAAUUCACCAGCAGGGGGCUCAGUUUGACAAUUCAUAAAAGUGGGUCGGUUAAAAGCCUGUACACACCAUGAUCCCAUAAGAAAAUAAAAU